Molecule: messenger RNA, 2732 nt
Organism: Erigeron canadensis
Lineage: Eukaryota; Viridiplantae; Streptophyta; Magnoliopsida; Asterales; Asteraceae
Product: dual specificity protein kinase pyk3-like
Exons: 3
Coding region: 3-2732 (909 amino acids)
Biological process (GO): protein autophosphorylation
Cellular component (GO): plasmodesma; plasma membrane
Molecular function (GO): ATP binding; transmembrane receptor protein tyrosine kinase activity
Source: RefSeq, a predicted model, not a curated record
UCAUGUCUUUUGAUAGUAGCGAUGGCAUGGAAUCUAGCACUUCCACCUCCACCUAUACCUCCACAACUCAAUGGUUACCACCAUGUCAUAAAUUUGUACUGCGUGAAAUUCUUUUGGCAACAGAAAACUUUAACGAAUAUUUUGUGAUUGGUAAAGGGGGCUUUGGAAAAGUGUACAAAGGUGAAGUCAUCGUUGGAACUCAUCAUGUUGCCGCUGCUAUUAAACGGUUAGAUUUACGGUCAAAUCAAGGGGCAGUAGAGUUCUGGGCUGAAGUCGAGAUGCUUUCCAAGUUGCGUCACUCUCAUCUAGUGUCUCUCAUUGGUUAUUGUAACCAUGAAAGAGAAAUGAUACUUGUAUACGAGUAUAUGCCAAAUGGAACACUUGAAGAUCAUCUCCAUAAACUCCGCACCCGUCUUUCUUGGGUUGACCGGCUAAAGAUUUGCAUAGGUGCCGCCCGUGGGUUAGACUACCUCCACACUGGUACUGGUAUUGAGUUUGGUGUUAUACACCGAGAUGUCAAGUGCUCAAAUAUUUUGUUACACGAAAGUUGGGCAGCUAAAAUUUCGGAUUUUGGGUUGUCCAGAAUAGGCCCAACCAAUCAACCACGCACUUAUGUCGACACUUUUGUAAAAGGCACUUUUGGGUAUUUUGAUCCAAAUUAUUUCGCCACUGGACAGCUAACAAGAAAGUCUGAUGUAUACGCUUUUGGAGUGGUAUUGCUUGAAGUGUUGUGUCAGAAACGACCGCUGGAUAGGAGCCUUGAAUAUGGUUUAGCUACAUGGGCAAAAGAGUCGAUCAAAGAAGGAAAUUUAAAGAAUAUAGUUGAUUCUAAUAUUAGGAAUGAAAUAUUCCCAAAAUGUUUGAAGGAGUUUGCUAGAAUCGCCGUAAGAUGUUUAGAAUAUCAUCCGAAGGAUCGUCCUACCAUGACCGAGGUUAUAUUUAGUCUGGAAUCUGUACUUACUUUGCAAUUGCAAACUCCAAGAAAGUCAUUAAUUACUAGAAUGGUUGGUGUGCUUCAAGCAGCCAAGAUGCAGAAGCAAGUGAUGCAUAUGGAAAGAUCCUUGGAGCGCAAUGCGGCUCUUGCAUUGGAAGAUCAACUACAAAUCCUCGGUGCCAUGAAUACUUUUAGUGCUAAAACAUUGGAACUAGCGACUCAGAGUUAUGCCAGCAAUAUGAUUAUAGGAAAAGGAGGCUAUGCUACCGUGUACAAAGGAAUCCUACCAGACAAUCGUGUUGUGGCAAUCAAGAAAAUCCGGCCGGGAUAUGAAUCGUGGAAAUCAUCAGAGGAGCGGUUUUUAAAUGAAGUUGUGAUUCUUAGCAAAAUUAAUCACCAAAAUGUGGUGCAGGUUUUGGGAUGUUGUAUGGAAACUGAGGUCCCGUUAUUAGUUUAUGAAUACGUUCCUAAUGGCACUCUUCACGACCACAUUCAUAAUAAAGAAAGUGGAAGAAAGAGAUUGGCAUGGGAUAGUCGUUUAAGGAUAGCAUAUGAUACGGCUAGCGCACUUGCAUAUCUUCACACGGAUACUAUAAUGUCUACCAUACAUAGAGAUGUGAAGCCUUCUAUGAUUUUGUUGGAUGAAAAUUUAACUGCCAAGAUUGCAGGUUUUGGUGUCUCAAGGUUAAUCCCUGAGGAUUGCGAUCACGUUAGUACACUCGUUAUAGGUACAUUCGGUUACUUGGAUCCCGAAUAUUUACAAACAGGUGAACUAAGGCAUAAAAUUGAUGUGUAUAGCUUUGGAGUGGUUCUUGCGGAACUCUUGACAGGAAUUAAUCCACUUACCGUGGAAAAAGCAGAAGAGGAAAGCUAUCUGGUUAGGGAUUUUUUAAAUGUAAUGUUGGAAAAUCAAUUGACUGAGAUUGUUGAUCAUCAAGUGUUAAAGGAGGCAACGGAUGAGCAGCUAAAAGCAGCAUGUGACUUGGCAUGUAGAUGCCUGGCUCGAAAAUCGGAGAACAGACCUAGCAUGAAAGAAGUGGCCAUGGAGCUCGAAACGAUAAAGAAGUUGGGCGAAAAUCAUCCAAUUGUUCUAGACAACUACAUGGAACCACACAGCUUAGUAGUUGAAAGUGAACAAGUUGAUCUCCACAGUGAUAUCUCUGAAAACAAUAAUAUCUACGAAAACCACAAUGAUUCCAACUUCAGCGAUAUCCUUAGAAACAAUGAUAUCUGUUUCAAUGAUAAUUCUAUUAAGCCAACAGCUGUGAUUUGGAAUCCGUCACUUGGAAAAUCCAUUGCUGUUGAUGUGCCUUAUCUGUAUGCUGAUUUAGGUUUUGCGGUUCGUCCGGAUAAUUGUGACCCUGUGAUUGUAUUGAUCAAUAGUAUUGGACAUCCUAUCCCGGUUUUGGUGUUUACGUUAAGCUCACGUGUUUGGAGAGUUCCACGUGGUAACCUACCUCCUAAGUUAACUUGUUUUGGAUACUGUUCACUAGUUACAGAUGAUCAGCGUAUUUAUUGGAAAGCUUAUACGACGAGUAUUAAUCUAGUUGUUACGUAUGAUAUGGUGAGUGAAGACUUUACCGAAAUACAACUCCCUCAUAGUGUAGCACGGCGGUAUUUUAGAAAUUUCUCCAUCUCUAAGAUAAAGGAGUCUCUUGCUCUACUUGAUUACGAUCAUUAUGGCGAUCGUAAACCAGUUUGUAAUGUAUGGAUGAUGGUGGAGGAUGGUGCUUCAAAAUCGUUCACAAAGGUAUUCACAAAGGAGUCUCUUCCAAAUUUCGUUGUAUCCAGCCAAUAA